CUAUCUAUCUAUCUAUCAAUCAAUCAAUCAAUCAUUGUUUUUAGUGACCCUUACGGCCAUCUCCUCGGGGAAGAGUCACAGAGCUCUAGAUUAGCAGCACUCUAUUUUUCUGCCUGUCACACGCUGAGAGACAGCGAGUGACACACAGCUGUUGGUUGUUUUGUUUUUAUUUUUUAUUUUAUUUUCUCUUCUUUUUUUUUUGCUGGGACAGUUAGAUUGUAUAAAUUAUAUGUUGAUUGUAAUUCAAUGAUUGUAAAUAUUGCUUUCUUUUAUUGUUAUUAGUUUUUAUUUUAUUUUAAAACGAAUAACAGAAUUAUAAUAAUUUAUUGUAAAUAUUGCUUUCCUUAUCUUUUUAUCUUUUUUUCUGAUGGUUGCUUUGGCAAUAUAUACAUUGUUACGUCAUGCCAAUAAAGCCAAUUGAAUUGAAUUGAAUUGAAUUGAAUACUGCACCGCCGUUCCUGCCCGCUGUGACGUAUGUUCCUGUGACGCGCACAGAUUUUAAACUCUCGUCCUUCUCAGUGAUGGCGGCUUCGUUUCCUUCUCUCCCCGCAAGCUGUAACAACAAAUGGUACUACACUCGGCAGCAGAUCGACAACAGCCCAUCCCGGCGAGCGGGACUUGACCCGGACAAGGAGCUGUCCUACAGGCAGCAGGCGGCCAACCUGCUCCAGGACAUGGGCCAGCGGCUCAAUGUGUCCCAACUUACAAUUAAUACAGCCAUUGUGUACAUGCAUCGGUUCUACAUGGUCCAGUCAUUCACAAGAUUUCACAGAAAUGUUAUUUCUCCCGCCGCACUCUUCCUCGCAGCAAAGGUCGAGGAGCAGCCCCGAAAGCUGGAGCACGUUAUCAAGGUGGCCCAUGCAUGCCUCAAUCCUCAGGAUCCUUCACCAGAUGUACGCAGUGAUGCCUACCUGCAACAAGCCCAAGACCUGGUCAUUCUUGAGAGCAUAAUACUCCAGACCCUGGCUUUUGAAAUCACCAUCGACCAUCCACACACUCAUGUCGUCAAGUGCACUCAGCUGGUCAGAGUUGUUCCAGCGAGUAAGGAUCUGGCUCAAACAUCAUACUUCAUGGCCACUAACAGUCUGCACUUGACCACGUUCUGCCUGCAGUACAGUCCGCCGGUCGUGGCCUGCGUGUGCAUCCACCUCGCCUGCAAAUGGUCCAACUGGGAGAUCCCCGUGUCCACAGACGGCAAACACUGGUGGGAGUAUGUGGACCCCACAGUGACCCUCGAGCUGCUGGAUGAGCUCACACACGAGUUCCUGCAGAUCCUGGAGAAAACACCCAGCCGGUUGAAACGGAUUCGCAACUGGAAGGCUGGAGGUCAGACACCAAAAGCCAAGCCAAAAGUGCAGGAGGACGGCGACCAGAGGGACACCAUGAUGAGCAUGAUCUCCAUGGCCUCUUCAGAGAGCACCGUGGCGGGCCUGAUGAGCCUCUCCGCCCCACCGUCCGCCUCAUCAUCCUCGUCUGCCGGGGACAAAGACCGGGUGGAGUCAGGCAGCGCUGCAACUUGGAGUGGGAAAGGUCAGACUGGAGCCGAGCAGCAGGCCAACAACGAGGUGCACGCCCCGGCCAAGGUGUCGCUCAGCGAGUACCGGGCAAAGAACGCAGACGUGCUGGCUGCCCAGAAGAGAAAACUGGAGAACAUGGAGGCCAGCGUGAAGAGGGACUACGCCAACGCAGCCCAGGCUCUGAUCGGGCAGCAGCAGAGGAAAGACAAGACGCAGCAGCAUCACCAGCAGUCCGGCUCCUCUUCCUCAGACAUGUCCAACCCCUCGCCUAUUAUUUUGAAAAUCCCCCUGGAGAAGGAGCGGCACGAGAGGACCUCGCUCAAAAUGCGCUUCCCCCUGGCCGGGGGCGGAGGCAGCGGGCACAGCGGCAGCAGCCGCGGCCAGGAACAGGACAUCAAAGUGAGAAUACGAGUGCCUGAGAAGCAGAGGGGGAGUUCAGGAGAGGAGGGCAAGAGCCGGGACAAGCACAGGGAUCGCUCCAACCACCACCAUCACCACCACCACCACCACCACCACUCCUCCUCCUCCACCAGUGCCUCGCUCUCCUCCUCACACAAACAUUCUUCUAGUUCUAGUGGAGCGGUCGGAGGCAGCAAAAAGGUCCCCAGCGACUCCUCUAGAACCAGCUCCUCCUCCUCUUCUACAUCACGUAAAAGGACGCACUCCCAAGAUCCCACAGCAGGCGCCCACCCUCCCUCUAAAGUCAGCAAGUCCUCGAGGAACCCCUACCAGCUGCCGUCCCUGUCUUCCUCCUCGGGGCAGACUCUGGGGCACGGCCAGGACAUUCUCCCUGCGCUGGGCCUCCCACACCACCAGGGGAGCUACCCGCACUCCAAAGGAGACAAGACAGAUACUAACGGACACGGCGCUGCGGGCGGAGCCCAGUCGAACGAGUACCAGGACACUUUUGAGAUGCUGAACUCUCUUCUGAGCGCGCAGGGCGUCCAGCCGUCCCAGCCGUCCAUGUUUGACUACAGGUCCCAGUACGGGGAGUACCGGUACAGCGGCGGCUCCAGAGGGAGCAACCCGCGGCCCCCGCCCCUUCCCUCAGAACCCCCCCCCCCACUGCCACCUUUACCCAAAUAACUUCUUCAUCAGGAGACGGAUUCUGUACAUUGUACUUGACAUCAUGAACAUCCAUCUUGUUACAUAAAGUGUUGUAUGUUUUUUGUUUUUAUUUUAAACUCACCCAACAUUUUUUACAGGCUUCAGUGUGACAGCAGUGAAAUGUACCGGUGAGGCAAAUGAGUUUUGUUUUUUCUUUUUACUCUUGCGGGCAAUAAUGAGAGGCUUCAAAAGCUUGAAAAAUGUGAGGAAAAAAAAUACAGGAAAGUGUAGAUAAUAUUUUCGCUCUUCUGUUUAACUAAAAAUGAAAUGUGAUGAUGGGACCUGGUCAUUUUUAAUUUUUUUAGCAUUGUUUUGGAAGAAGUCUUGAAAUCAUGAGGAAACUAAAAGAUUUCCAUCGCAUAACUGUUAGGUCUUCUUACAGAUUGUCUUUUUAUAAUGUUUUUAUAGUUAUUAUGUUAUUUAUUGAUUGAAUGCUUUUAAAAAAGAAAAGAAAACAUAGUCCCCUUUUCUACCUUUUUUAAGGUUUCCCCUGUUUGUUCUGUUUUUGGGCAGAGGGGUGUUUCAUCAUGACUGUACAGGAUGGUGUGAGUGCAUGUCUCCAGAGCCAUCCUUUCAAUAUUGUUUUUUAUUUUUUUGAAAAUUAUUUUCCUCUUCAAACAGCCAUAACUUUUAAAAAAAACUGAAAAAAAGAGAAGGUGAUUGCCCAUUGCUGGUGUUUAUCUAUUUUAUCUCCAUUAUUUGGUAAAACUUGUACAAAGACUGUAAAAUGUUUAAAACAAACAUGAAAUAUUUUUUACAUUUUGUUAUGAAAAAUUGCAAAAAAAUAUGUAAAUUAAGCUUGUACUUUUUUCCCCCUUUUUUUAGAUUUUAAGUGUUGCAGUCAUUGUUUUAAAUGGUUGUAAAAUAUUCAGUUCUCUAAUCGAUUACACUAAUGGAAGUUCAUACCAAGGAGAUACAUUUAUGGUUUUCUAUCAAAGGGUUCAAAGAGUUCAAACAUAUCUACACGGUAUGGUCACAAUGAAGGAACUGCCAACAACAAAAAAAUCCCUCUAGAACAGAAAUGUGAGUUUUUAAUCCUGUCAUGUAAUUUGUCACUGGUUCAUCAGUCUUUUUAUGGUGAUCACAAGCAAAUGUAAAGAAUCAAAUGGGCACAAUAUAUAAAUGUACAACAUUUUAAGCGUUGUUUGUGUUGGCAGCGCCCUGAAAGUGUGCCAGGUUAAAAAAACUGCUGGUGCUCACUUUGUGGUGACCAUAUCAAGCACAAUCUACAAUAAAAGUAUUCACAACACACUAUAUCAAAGUCUAAUCAAACGCCAUCUGUCGUGUCCUUUAUGGUUGUUUUUCAUUUAUAGAUUUUUCUCCUUUUUGGGGAUGUUUUAAAAAUGUGUAAACCCCAGUAUACACCUGUCAGUUCAUGCUGGUCUGAUUUAAUCAUGUAAAAGCUGUCUUUUUGACUUCAUACCUCCAAACUAAAACAGUGGAUAUUCAGAUUGUUUUUAUUUUUGUAAAUCACACAUCAAGCAGGUUCUCCAUGAACCUCCACUACAGGGUCAUGAGCAUGAAGUAUACUAUAAUUUGAAUUAAUGAUUUUGUUUUGUUUUUUUAAAAAUACAGUGGAAAAGGUGCCACUUUUUUGGCAAAAGAAUCGGGUAUCAUCUGUACAUUUAAUUCAUACUGAGCUUUAUGUGGUUUUGAUUGUAUAGUAUUACUGCUCUUUACCUGCUUUCUUUUGUCAGUUUGUAGUCAAAAACUCAUCUGUUUAGGCAGUUCACAGUAAUGCAGUACAACAAAUCAUCAGCCAAAUAAUUGUAAAAAAAUAUUUUUGUUCCCUUGAUUAUAUGGAAGAUAAGCUAAAAUGAGUACAGCUCUUUGCUCAGGCAGCAGAGGUUUUAUUGGUUAUUUGACUCUUGGUUGUAACAGGGAAACAGUAAAUGCACUGAAUAUUUAUCUCAGUAGGUUUGCCUACGAUGCAAUUGACAAAGUGUUACAUGUAUAAUGGCUAGACUAUUAGAAUAGACGUCCAAUAUAUUGUUUUAUUUGAUCCGGACAAAUCUUCCAAUUUAAGUAUUAACUUUAUGCUGUGAGGAAAGUCAUAAAAAAAGGACAUGCAUUUCAAAAUAAAACCCAUAUGUGAGAAAAAUGUAGGACACUCAUGCAACCUAACAAUGCAAAAUCACAUUGCUACAAUAAGUUUCAUGGUUUUUUUUCACGUCUUGGUGUUUUUAGUGACACUCAGGUCUGGAAAUGAAACGUUUUUGGAUUUUAUUUGUUUUCAGUUGAGACGUUAUGUGUGAACACUGUUCUUUUUGAUAUAAUGUGGUUGCUUUAUUCUCAAUUAAAGUCAAUAAAUAUUUUAAGAAAA
Messenger RNA from Centropristis striata (black sea bass), 4947 nucleotides. RefSeq names its product cyclin T1 (gene ccnt1). Bases 522 to 2603 code for a protein of 693 amino acids. Gene Ontology annotation, molecular function: cyclin-dependent protein serine/threonine kinase activator activity. Gene Ontology annotation, biological process: positive regulation of DNA-templated transcription, elongation; regulation of transcription by RNA polymerase II. The transcript has 9 exons. NCBI's taxonomy places the organism in Eukaryota, Metazoa, Chordata, Actinopteri, Perciformes, Serranidae. Gene Ontology annotation, cellular component: nucleus; cyclin/CDK positive transcription elongation factor complex. The record is from RefSeq and is a predicted model, not a curated record.